AUGCAAUCUCCGAAUGUUCUUAUUGUUGGCUCUGGACCUGCAGGUCUCGUUCUCGCACUUUCACUCCUGAAGAACGGUAUACCAGUUCGCAUUAUCGAGAAAGAUGCUCAGCAUCAUAAUGGAGAGCGUGGCUCCGGAAUAUCGCCUCGUACUCUUGAAAUUGAGCAAUUUCUGGGCAUCGACAACGAAGUCCGCAAGCUUGGGGCUGGUCCACCAAUGAUCCACAUGUACGACCCGAAAGAUCCUUACUGCAUCAUACGAUCUUCAAAAAUAGCAGCAGACUCUGGGCCAAGGCCGGCGUUCCCGAUCACCAGUCCAGUGCUGAUCGGCCAAUGGCGCCAUCAGGCCAUCCUUCGCAGGCACGUGGAGGCUCUUGGCGGAAAAGUCGAGCUCGGAUCCGAGUUUAUAGGUUGUGCACAAGAUGAGAAUGGUGUGACGGCGGGGAUUCGCAAAGUCGUAGAUGGCGUCGAAUACAUAGAGAAGGCACGAUUUGAGUACCUUGUGGGUGCCGACGGUGGUCGAAGUUCUGUGCGAAAGGCUAUGGGUGUCAAUUUCCUCGGAGAAACUCGCGAGGGAGACAGGCUACACAUUGUUGAUGCCCGUAUAGAAGGCCUUGAUGUUGAUUCUGAUCUCCGUUUCUGGGGUAACCAGAAGACUGCUAUGGUUACUCUCAGACAAACAGCCGAGCCUGGUUUAUUCCAGAUGCUUUUUUCUGGCUCCGAGAUUAGACAUGACUUCCUCAAAGCACAUAACGACGCACAAGCAAUCCAGGACGAACUUCACAGGACCACGAACCGUACUGAUCUCCGAGUCACUGAAAUAACUUGGCAUGGCGAAUGGAGACCGAACAUUCGUAUGGCGGACCAUUUCCUAGUCGGACGAUUGUUCAUCAUUGGUGACGCUGCACACACACAUUCGCCAACGGGCGGACAGGGAUUGAACUCCAGUAUACAAGAUGCUUUCAAUCUUGCUUGGAAAUUGGCACUAUCAAUCAGAGGAAUCGCGUCGCCACGCUUGCUAGAAUCUUUUGACAGCGAGCGCCUCCCAGUGAUCGCGGAGAUGCUCAAGCUCACGACCGCCUUACUCGACCGCUUCGUUCAGUAUGGCAUCGGCCCAGAGAAAUCCGCCGAAGAAGCGCAAGCCCAAAACAGCUCACAGGAUGAAGAUGUAUGGAUCCGCGACGCGAAACUUGCUCAACUCGACAUACAUUAUUGUUGGAGUCCGGUCGUCGUUGAUGAACGUUUCACGCAUCCUAGUACAAUCUCUAUGGAUACAUAUAGUGCGAUGAGUAGUGAGAGAAGAGCUGGUGAUCGUGCUCCUGACGCACCGUCUCUUCUUGGAGUAAAUGUCCCAGGUCGACUUUUCGACAUUUUCAAUCCAGCAAUUCAUACAGUAUUACUAUUUGUGGCAGACGGACCCGCAGUGGAGCAAGCUCGCGCAAUCAUCUCUCCGUUUUCGUCAAUUGAUCCGGGAUUGAUACAGAAGGUGCUUGUACUCCCUGCAGGCACGGACCCAUCGAACAUUUCGACAAGAGAGAUGAAGCAUGUUGUUGUGGACUCGGAAGGACAUGCAUUCACUAAUUAUGGAGUGGACCCAUCGGAGAGUUCGCCAACGGUGGUUGUUGUACGACCUGAUGCCAUGAUCGGAGCAUUCCUUAAGACUGAGGCCGGUGCUCGCAAAUACCUUUCCCUAGUUUUCCAAUAA
Molecule: messenger RNA, 1704 nt
Organism: Fomitiporia mediterranea MF3/22
Lineage: Eukaryota; Fungi; Basidiomycota; Agaricomycetes; Hymenochaetales; Hymenochaetaceae
Exons: 9
Coding region: 1-1704 (567 amino acids)
Molecular function (GO): FAD binding
Source: RefSeq, a predicted model, not a curated record